Nicotiana tabacum (common tobacco) is the source of this 981-nucleotide messenger RNA. The record is from RefSeq and is a predicted model, not a curated record. NCBI's taxonomy places the organism in Eukaryota, Viridiplantae, Streptophyta, Magnoliopsida, Solanales, Solanaceae.
GUGUGGGACAGGUAAGGAGAGACUGUAUUGUUGACUAUCUAAUGAAGUGAAAAAGGACUGAGGAUAUCGGAUUAGUUUUACCGGCGGCUUCUGUGGGACGGGAUGGAAGUCUUAUUGGGCUUGAGACCAAGUAUUCUUUGUUGCCCGUUAUCGACAUGCCAAUCCAAGAGGAGAUAUUUUAACCUUAGACCUCGAGCUAGCCUCAAUGAAGGAAAUGACUCUUUUUACCAGGCCGCCAUUGAACGAGCUUCCCUUCGUCUCCGGGAGUCUCACUCUCCAGAUCCUCUCCUCGUUGACCCAUAUGUUGGCUGCCUUCUUCCUUCUAACAGUCUGAAAGACAUGAACCAACAGCUGCAUCCCUACUGUCUUGCAACUAAGUUUAUUGAUGACAAGUUGCUAGAGACAAUACAAUCUUCUGAUGGGCUGAAACAGGUUGUUUUGUUAACAGAUGGCCUGGAUACACGGUCUUACAGGCUCAAUUGGCCAACAUCAACCCUAAUAUUUGACAUAUGCCCUACACAAGUAUUCAGAGGAGCGGUUCAGAAGCUUCAAGAUGCUGGGGCUAAGAUUCCAAGAGGAUGCAUGUCUUUUCAUAUCCCGUCAGAGUCUUUUGACAUAGAAAAUGUACUUCGCAGUAAAGGAUUUAGUGGUACCAGACCAAGUAUAUGGGUUUUUCAGGGAUUUCCUGUUGUGAACUUGGCAAGUUUUAAAGAUAUCUUGUCCAUUGUCAGUAAUUUAGCCAUGAAGGGAUGUCUUUUCUUGGGGGAAAUUCCUGUCUGGCUGGCUGAAACUGAGGUUGCAGACCUGUCUGCCACAAAGACAUGGCUUGACAACCUCUUUAUGAGCUAUGGCUUCCGGGUGAAGGCGAUUGAAUAUGAUGAAGUUGCGCGAAACCUCAGCAAAGAUUCUGCAAGACGAGCAUCAGGAGUCGGCACGAGCAUAAUUUUUGUUGCAGAGCAUCUGCGUUUCUCUGAUGAUCAG